AUGGCUAUCCUUUGCAUUCUGCAGAGGCCGAAAGAGGGCCCGGAGAACCCGCGUCUCCUUUCCGGUAUUUUCGAGGGUGGAACCGAUCGAGGCGUCAGCGCACGCGAGAGGAUGCCGCGACGGACUUCUAGGCUAGGUAGAUCCAAACACGCCUUCGGGACGAAGAGGCUCAUUGUGGGCCAUCGGAUGCCCAUUGACGCGGCCGGGAACGUUGUCGGAAAGCUUGGGUUUGGUUCGGGCGCAGUGAAUGUGUUCGGUUGUGGGGAGGGAUUGCGAUGUUACGGGAGCGAGCUUUACGGGUGGCUCUCGUUGACGGGCUUGGGGUAUUUGCCGGUUUGA
Letharia columbiana is the source of this 339-nucleotide messenger RNA. RefSeq lists its product as uncharacterized. The transcript has a single exon. Lineage: Eukaryota; Fungi; Ascomycota; Lecanoromycetes; Lecanorales; Parmeliaceae. Bases 1 to 339 code for a protein of 112 amino acids. The record is from RefSeq and is a predicted model, not a curated record.